Messenger RNA from Acanthosepion pharaonis, 1008 nucleotides. The record is from the annotation of a GenBank genome assembly. Lineage: Eukaryota; Metazoa; Mollusca; Cephalopoda; Sepiida; Sepiidae.
AUGGUACGCCUGAUCUUAGAACAAGUCGACAGUGAAGCCGCGCUGAUCAAUUUAGAUCAGUCCAAGGCCUUCGAUAGGGUUGACCAUCGGUUUCUGGAGGCUGUCCUUUCGGCGGCCGGUUUCGGAGCCGACUUUCGCUCCUGGAUCCGACUCUUGUAUGCGACCCCGCCUUUCCUUCGCAAGUUAAAGGCGAAUCCGGUCCUACGCGGUAUUUCGCUGCCUGGUGCUAACACCUCGGCCAGGUAUUCUGCCUAUGCUGACGACGUUUCGGUUCUUGUGUCGAGCAGAGCCGAGAUUAACGAAGUCAGUAAGCAGAUCAGUGGGUAUGAGAUGGUGACAGGGGCCAAAAUCAACCGCGAUAAGUCUGUGGGCUUGCGGUUGGGUGCGUGGAAGGGAGUUUCUCUUCCCGGACCUUUCCUCUGGACGGAUGGGCCGAUCAAGAUACUCGGCGUCUGGUUCGGUCCUGAUCUCCAGUUGGAAAUGAAUUGGUCGGAGGUACAAGGGCGGGCCGAGGCCGCGGCUAGUCUGUGGUCUCGGAGGAGACUUUCCCUGAAGGGAAGGGCGGAAGUUUGUGUUUCACACAUCUAUCCGAUCCUCCUCUACCGUCUUUCUGUGCUUCCACUCCCGUAUGCCCGACUAAUGUCAUUAGUCAAGGCCUUGUUCUCUUUCUUGUGGAGAGGCAAGUCCCAUAUGAUAUCUCGCGAGUUCUGUUGCCUUCAUCCCUCUGAGGGCGGUCUGGUUAGGGGGUCCGUUCAAGAUGGUCUGAUCGACGAGCUCGGUCUUACGAAGCAGGAGGCUCGCUCGGUAUGGCCUUGGGCGCCUGGGUUGAAAUGUCUCAAUAACGAUGAGGCAUCACUCACCUGGCUGAUGAUUCAUAAUUUAUUUUAUUUUCUCUCUCUCUCUCUUUCUUUCUCUCUCUCUUUCUCUCUAUCUCUUUCUUUCUCUCUUUCUCUCUCUCUGUCUGUCUCAGCCAAGGCUAACUGGCUUAAUAAUAUCCAUAUUGUUUAA